Molecule: messenger RNA, 1350 nt
Organism: Aspergillus oryzae RIB40
Lineage: Eukaryota; Fungi; Ascomycota; Eurotiomycetes; Eurotiales; Aspergillaceae
Exons: 1
Coding region: 1-1350 (449 amino acids)
Source: RefSeq, a predicted model, not a curated record
AUGAGACUCUUUCCUGUCUCUCAAGGACUGGUUAGCGUUGCUGUUGCAGUGACCAGUACGGCAUGGGGUGUAAGAGCAGCAUCGGAAGCAACCACUGGGAAUCCUCUAGCUACAUUCGACCAGCAGGAGCUUGAUGCUCUUGCAAUCCAAAUCUAUCAAGAUUACCCGUUCACUGUCCUCAAGGCCGAGGCAAAGGUAGCCUACCAGACAGCUCACGGACUUCCAAUCAGUGACGAGGCGGCCUCUAGCCUUAACGCGUCCAUUGAGGAAUUAGUCUUCAGCGCCGUUCAGAAGGCUGUGAACAACGAUCCAUACCAUCCCAAGGUCUACUGGGUUGACUCUGGUCCGCGUAGCUGGUUCGGACUGAAUGUUCCCGGCGGACGAUAUUCUUACGAUAACCCCGACUGCAUUUACCGCACCAUUCCGAUCGACAACGACGUCGAUUAUGUGGUGACAGGCUACCGUCACUCACCCGGUCCCACCGACGUGAGCUUCUCAUUGAUCAGUGACCCCAACUCCCAGAACACCGUGGCCUACUUGGCCGGCAGCGAUCUGAUAGUCGACAGUGAUGGCUCGUAUACCAUCACCAUUAAUAGCUCAGCCGCGGAUGGCCAGACAAACCACAUCCAAUCUACUUCCUCAGCCGUGCAACUCUUGAUUCGCAAUAAUCUGGGAGAUUGGAACACCGAAACGCCCGACAACAUCACUGUCCAAGCCGUGAGCAACACCACCGGCCAUGACGCCAUCACCAGCGCAAAGAUAAUCAGCGACGCGAUAUGGAACCUACAGGAAUCCAUCGUGGACUACGGCGUGGGAGCACUCGGGCUCAAGACGACGAUAAAUGCAGUGAACACACUCUCAGCCCCAAGUCAGUCCAGCUCUCUCGGCACAUUGACCAGCCAGGCGAGCUCCUUUGGCCAUUUCAACCUCACCGCCGAGGAAGCCCUCGUGGCCACCCUCACCCCUGGCCCGGCGGAUUACUUUGUCUUUCCCGUGACAAACCCGUGGAUGAUCACCGUUGAUCCGGGUAGUAGCCUGGUUAGUUUGAAUAGCAAACAGGCCGUCGCUAACACCAAUGGGACGUACACCUUUGUCGUAUCCCUGGAUGAUCCUGGCGUCUAUAACUGGGUUAAUACGACCGGGCUCCAUGAGGGUACUAUCAUGGCGCGCUGGCAAGGGCUGAAUACCUCUUCGUCGUCUGCUGAUUCCCUUGCUAUUGAUGUCCAGGUCGUGGCAGUGUCUGAUUUAGCCUUGGUGCUUCCAGAGGAGACUCGGUAUGUCACGGCGGAGGAGCGAGCUGCGCAGUUGAACCAGCGUGCUACAGCUUAUUCCCGGAGGUUGGAGUAUUGA